Molecule: messenger RNA, 975 nt
Organism: Atta colombica
Lineage: Eukaryota; Metazoa; Arthropoda; Insecta; Hymenoptera; Formicidae
Exons: 3
Coding region: 1-975 (324 amino acids)
Source: RefSeq, a predicted model, not a curated record
AUGGAUGAUAAGCACGUCACUUCGACGGAAAUAGUGCCUAUUUUGAACGAUACAUCUCAAGAUUCGAAAUCUCUAAAUUACAAAAUUCACAAAUGUCACUCGGAGAAACGCGAUGACACGCGGAAUGAAGAAAGUAUACAAGACGUUCGCGAAAAUGUACCCACGAUUUAUAUUGAGUCGUCGGACGAGGAUGACGUAUCCGAGAGAUUUUCGGAUGAUGUUAAACGAACGGAGACCCAAAUUCUUCCAUUCACGACAGAUCUAGAAUCAUCCGUCGACUAUGGAAGAGAAUUCGCAAAGAAAAUUACUCCAUUUAGAUCACUCCUUCACGAACGCGCUCAGAAGCUCUGGUUGGAAAUGACGAGCCUUCGGCAAAAACUGACCAAUGAGAUGGCUCUUUGGAAAAAGGAAAAAGAAGAAUUUCAAUUUUUACGCGAAAGAAGCAAUGCUCUUGCGUUUGAAGAGGCAACUGCCGCCGCACUGGCCGCAGUCGCAGCUUAUGCCAUUGAAUCGCCGUUUUCAAGCGAUUUAAGUAACAUCGACUUUACGUCAGAACCGAGUAUCAGGGAACUCACGAUACUCGAGUACGAGAAAAAUCUCGCCAAGUAUUACGACCAACAUUCCUUCGAGCAAGCUGAGCAACGUUACAAUUCAUACAAACGCGCGCUUGUUGACGCCUACAAGCAGAAGUUGUCGGAGGUCGAGCGUCUCUGCGACGAGGAAUUGGAGAACAUACAACAAAAUGCAAGCUGCUUGCAGCCGUUCAAGGAGAUUGCGUCUCAAUGGUCCAUCGACGAGAAUGAUCACGGUGAUUCGCAGCACGGUUGCGACAAUCAAUCCGAAUCCAUGGAACCAUCCAAAAUCGUCGAAACUAGUCCAAGCAACGACUGGUGCAUAUAUGGAAAAAUAGACAACGAGGUCAAUAUGAUUCCGGAAAUUCUAUCUAUCCGUUUCAAACGAGACGAAACAAUAUAA